ACUUACAAACUACUCGACAUAAGUAUUUUUCGAGUUACAAACGGCAGUUUUAGAUCCGGUUUUAGAUGUGGUUUUUUCGACUUACAAAUUUUUAGAUGGGGUUUCCUCGACUUACGAAUUUUACAUGCGGUUUCCUUGACUUGCCUGCCUGUUUACUGCCUGUUUAUUCUUGAAAAGAAAUGUUCCUGUGCAGUUUGCAAGCCUUACUGGGGGUCUGGGUCUUUUUUCUAGGCUCCGGAACGCAUUAAUCUGUUCCCAAUGCAUUCCUAUGGGAAACCGCUUUUCGACUUACGAACUUUUCGACUUACAAAUGUGCAUUCGGAACGGAUUAAUUUCGUAAGUAGAGGGACCACUGUAAAUGGUAUAUUGGUACUACUUGGUAUAUAAAUGUAAGUGCUACUUGGUGAAAGAGGCAGGCUGUAAAGGCUUAGGGGGACAGUUCUUCCAUGUAGACCUGUUGCUGCAAGGUGGGUCAACUUCUACCAACCAGUGAAUGAUAAAACACUGUAUUUGAGGGCUCUUGCCUGCUGUUGAUGCUGAGGGUGGGGUGGAACCUAGGAAGCUGCCUUAUACUGAGUCAGGCCAUUGGUCCAGCAGUAUUGUCUACCCUGGCAGGCAGUGGCUCUUCAAGGUUUCAGGCAGGAGUCUUUCUCCGCCUACCUGGAGAUGCCAGGGAUUGAACCUGGGUCUUUCUACAUGCAGGCAUAAGCUCUACCACUGAAUUAGGGGCCCCAUCUGGGUGGUUAGAAGAGAAGAAUGUGGAACAGAGCAUAUUAGAAAGAAAAUUACUCUGACAACAAUUAGCUAAUACGAGCCAGUUCCUCUUUCCCCAUCUCCUGAGUCUGUUGGGGACUCCGACAGCGGCCUCAUGCUGCCCAUCCUGCUCUUCUCUGUGGCCCUCGACACAGUCCAGGGGGGCAUUUCCUGCUAUGACGACUCCGGGCAGCCUGUGGACUGGUUUAUCACUUACAAGCUUCCCAAACCCCAUCGCAGUCCUGUGGCAGAGGGCAUGCGGUAUAUGUACCAAGAUGGGCGCACGCAGGGCUGGGUGCAAGGCAGGAGUCUGAUGAACAGUACGGAGGGAGCCGUGGGCCGUACUCUGCAGCAGUUAUACACAGAGGCAGCACGGAGGCAGGAUGAAACAGCCUAUGUCCUGUACAAUGAUGAGCCUCCAAGUAAGCUGCUCUUCAGCUCCAAGGGCCACACCAAAGGAGUCAUCCUUCUGGAUAGAACCCAGGGAUUCUGGAUGCUUCACAGCACUCCUCACUUCCCCCCCAGUGUGGAGGAGAAGAUGUAUAGCUGGCCCCACAGUGGACUGCCCAAUGGGCAGACCUUCCUGUGUAUCACCUUACCCUACAGCCAGUUCAAAGAGAUUGGGAACCAGCUGCUCUACACUGAGCCCGAGGUCUAUGAUUCUAGUGUGGAAGGUACUUUUGCACAGGACUUUCCUGCCUUGUUGAAUGCUUCAGAGGGACAACACAUCCAGGAGCAGCCUUGGAACUCCAGUGUGACCCUUACCACACUGGGAGGCAAGGAAUUCGUCAGCUUUGCAAAGUUUCGCGCCUUUGAUGAUGAUCUGUACUCCGGCUGGCUGGCCCCGGCUCUUGCGAGUGAUCUCUACGUGGAGUUCUGGCUCAGGUCUCGAGGGAUCCUGCCUUCCAACUGCUCUGGACACUUCCGAGUCUACAACAUGGAGGAACUGGCCUUCCCAGACCCAAGCAUCACCUUCCACACCAUGGUGGACCAUUCCAAAUGGUGUGUGGGAACAGAGAGUGAUCCUGGCUGGGCCUGUGUGGGGGACAUGAACCGCAAUGAGGCAGAGGAACAACGUGGGGGUGGCGCUCUAUGCUGUCGUGAUGCAGCCAUCUGGAAGGCUUUCCGCAACUUGGUAAAGAAAUAUACAGAUUGUGAUGAUGUCAGGUACCAUUGACAAUGUGGGCAGUGAAUCUCUUAAUUCACAUUGCUCCAAGUGUCAGUCGCAUUAAAGGAGCAUCUGGGAGAAAGGGCCCUUUAAUUUUCAGAGCUGCUCAAGGGGAGGCUUUCCUUUACACUUUGGACUUCUACCUCCCUCCUGUCAAAAUGGCAGCACUGCCAGAGCUGUUGGCAUUGUGCAGAGAAAGGACCCACACCAAGGAAAUCCGCUUCCUGCAAUAAACUUAUAUACAUUUGAA
Messenger RNA from Hemicordylus capensis (graceful crag lizard), 2171 nucleotides. It is a transcript of the gene DNASE2, whose product is annotated as deoxyribonuclease 2, lysosomal. The record is from RefSeq and is a predicted model, not a curated record. Gene Ontology annotation, molecular function: deoxyribonuclease II activity. The transcript is spliced from 7 exons. Bases 869 to 1930 code for a protein of 353 amino acids. Gene Ontology annotation, biological process: apoptotic DNA fragmentation. NCBI's taxonomy places the organism in Eukaryota, Metazoa, Chordata, Lepidosauria, Squamata, Cordylidae.